UUUUAUCAAGGUACACGUCAGUGUACAAUUAAUAAUAUUGAGUACAAAUAACAUAUUGUUAUUACAAGCGAACUGUUUACCAUGAUGGCGGUUAAUAUUGUUCUAUUUUUAUCGUUAUGUGUUGUUGUAAAAGGAAAUCUGAUUGUAGAUACCAGUUCCGGCAAAGUUGAGGGCGUGGAAGUGCCCUCUAUUAUUAAAAAUGAGAAAUAUUACUCGUUUAUGGGCAUCCCGUAUGCUCAACCGCCGAUCGGUGAAUUAAGGUUUAUGCCUCCAAUACCCCAUCAAGGUUGGAGUAAUGUAUUAAACGCGAAAAAAGAAUCAAAAGCGUGCUCCCAAUUUUACUUGCCUUCGAGGACCAUAGAAGAUUAUGGAUUUUACGGUGAUGAAGACUGCCUACGACUCGGCAUACAUACCCCGAAGGUGCCAGUCAAAGAUGAAUUAAGUUUUCCAGUUAUCGUAUUCUUUUACAAUGAGUAUUUCAGAUUAUCCUUCAACGGUUCUAGAGAAUAUGGUCCAGAUUUCUUUAUGAAAGAAGACGUAAUGAUAGUGAAUAUCAACUAUAGAGUUGGACCUAUGGGAUUCAUCAGCUACGAAGAUGACUUACUGCCUGGCAACAAUGGCAUCAAAGAUGUAAUUCUAGCAUUGAAAUGGCUACAACAGAACAUCCAUAAAUUUGGCGGAGAUCCUUACAAGGUCACUUUAAUGGGCAACGAAGGCGGUGGAGUACUCGUUGACAUUCUUUUACAAUCACCGAAAGCCAAGGGGCUGUUCAGCGCAGUGAUUAUGCAGAGCGGAACAACAUGGCAGUCCAUGUACUUCAAUGGUAAACCUCGCGACAAAGCUCUAGCGCUCGCCAAGGAAUUAGAAAAACAUGUCAGUACAAGUGCACAACUCAUAAAGGAAUUCUCUGAAUUUUCUGCGCAGAAAAUUAGUGAAUCUGAGUUACAUUCAAUUCCCACUGACGAUUCGCGACAUGCUCAAGUGGGUAUACUUGGAAACAGCCCGGUGAUAGAACACGACCAUCCUGAUGCCAUAAUUAACCAGCUUCCAGAAGACUCGCAUAUUAAAAUCGAUAUACCAAUAAUGAUCGGGUACAAUUCUAAUGAAGGUCUUGAGAAAUGUGAGCGAUUCUUACGAAAGCCUCAGUACCUGACGUUCGCCGACAGAGAUUUCUUGAUGAUGUUCCCUAUACGAGUCCAUUAUCAUUUCGAAAUAAACACUAACGUUUAUUGGGAUGCUGUACAAGAAGUUAAAGACUUCUACUUCGAGGAAGGCUACGUAAAGAUAAGCAAGCCUGGUGAAUAUAUGAUGUACCACGGGGAUGCCUCGGCCAUUUAUCCGAUUGACUACACAGUAAGGAAAUAUUUGAAUAUAUCGUCUGCGCCGAUUUAUUACUAUGCUUUUGACUAUAGUGGAGAAUUAAAUAUGAGGAAGAAUUUGGCGAUGGAAGAAGCACUUACGGUGGAAGGGACGUGGGGCGCUACCACUGGUGACGAGCUCUGCUAUUUGUUCGUUUGCAAUAAAAUUAAGAAAGCGUACAUAAAAGCUAUGGAAGAUGAAGAUUCUGAAGAGAUGAAAGUGUUGAAGAACAUGGUCCGUAUGUGGACUAAUUUUGCUAAAACUGGAAAUCCAACACCACCUGGCGGAGAUCUGACAUGGAAGCCAGCAACCAAGGAGAAUAAGGAUUGCUUGGUGAUAAGUGACGAGCUCAACAUGAAGACCAACCUUCACGAGAAGAGGAUUAAGUUCUGGGACGAUUUCAUAGCCAAGUACAGAGACAUGGCUGAGGACGGUGUCAUCAAGGGCGUUAAAGACGAACUAUAAUUAUAAAAUAUACUUUUUAAUUAUA
Messenger RNA from Manduca sexta (tobacco hornworm), 1849 nucleotides. Its product is annotated as esterase E4. The record is from RefSeq and is a predicted model, not a curated record. The transcript has 3 exons. NCBI's taxonomy places the organism in Eukaryota, Metazoa, Arthropoda, Insecta, Lepidoptera, Sphingidae. Bases 82 to 1824 code for a protein of 580 amino acids.